ACUUGUUCCAUACUUAAUUUCAUCAGCUUCAUUUCCUCUGCCUAGACUUUCAAAGGAACACCAAGUGCUGCAGAUAAAAUGAAGGUGUAAAAGCUCCUGCCCAGAAGCUAAAUCAGAAUCAGACGUCAACACAGGUCAGGCUCAGUCUCUGGCAGGAUGGUAGGAUCAUUGUUUUUAAUGCAAUUUACUAAUUAAAAAUGAGUACCAGAUUAUGGGAAGUCUGGAAUGAAGCGGCUUACUAAAAUAGUGUUUAGCUCCUUGAACUGGCUGCAUCAGAUUCUGCUUUUCAUUAAGCUUUAAUUCACUUGACUCGCUUGGCAAUUAUCAAAUAGUCUUUUGAAAAGAGCAGAGGCGGUUCUGGUGCAGAACCAUCUUCCGUGUUUAGGCUGCAGCCACUUCGACUGCAGAUGUAAAUCUACAGGAGGGCUGCGGCAGGCAUGUUUUAUUCAGCAGAUGUACUGUAAACGCAUUACAGCAGAUUAGCUGGAUUUCUUCCUUUAAAUGUACACUGCGAGGUCCAGCUUGCGAGCCAGCUCUUUCUUACUGGCCCAUGUAACCUUCCAGAGCCCGGCUCGGCGUCCUCCUUCAGCGGCUAUUUCUGUAACGGAUCGGACGAGCGACAGCGCCGUGAUGAAUUUUAAUGCUUCCACGGGGAAAUCCCUCCCGCCUCCGCUUUCUGUAUGAGUUCCUCGAGGAAAGACCCAGAACACAGCUAGGAGGAGGAGGAGGAGGAGGAGGGGGACGGUGUAGCCGCGGUACUGGGGAGAGCGGGCAGUGAGAGCCGCCGUGAGAGAGGAGCCUGCCGCCGGCGGAGUGCAAUUAGGGAAGGUGGCGAGGACGAUCCCCGGGCGGGCAGAGGGGCGGCUGGGGAGAGCGGCGCGAUGGGGGAGGAAGAGGGAUGACUCGGGGCGUAUUUCGCUGCCUGACCCCUGCACGUCAGCAGCGGCAGCCGCCGGAGCGCCGCGGUCCCGCCGCCUCCAGCGGACACAUGCACCCUCCGGCAGUCCCCGGGGCCGGCAGCGACGGGGACAACGCCGAGGUCAUCCCACUGACACCGGGUCUAGGCGAGAGGCAAAGCCCGCGGCCCGGGCUCUAGACCGCCUCGCCAUCCGCAAGCAGCGGCCCGAGAGGAGGAGCCCCGGUCGGGCAGUGGGCCCCGGGUCCUACGCCAGCCGCCGGCACAGCCGCCGCUCCCACCGGCUCCCCCAUGGAUAAGGCGGGCUCGCUGCACACCUCGGUGCCCACACCUCCUCCUCGGCUCUACCUGCCUCGCAACUUCAGCUGCAGCGCCUGCCUCUAUGGCAGCCUGGCCGAGCAGUGCAGGGCGGGCUGCAGCCCCGACGGCGACGCUGUGCCCCCGCCCGUGGUGCGGGAAGCGGCGGACGAGAAGCCGAAGCCACAGCCCCGCGGCCGAGAGCCCGCGCUCCCCGCCGUGCCGCCCAGCCCCACGCAGCGCCGCCGCGCCAAGUCAUUGCCCACGCCCGGCGACCGCAGCCUGCGCCCGGCGCUGCAGCAGAGUCCGUCCCGCCGCAAGACUGUGCGGUUCGCCGACUCCCUCGGCCUGGAGCUCACCUCCGUGCGCCACUUCUGCGAGGCCGACCUGCCGCAGGUGCCGCUGCCCGCUCCGCCGCGCACCGCAGACCUCUUCAAGACCAGAAAGCCACCGGCGCUGGGCGACUUGGAGCCGGUGCUGUUCGGCCCGCCGCCGCCGCUGCUGGAACCGCUCUUCCCGCCGCAGCCCGGCUCCAGCCCCGGCUUCACGGAGCGGGUGCGGCAGCACAAGGUGAGGUUGGAGUGGGUGCGGGCCGAGCCGGCGGGGCUGCGCGGAGCCGUGCGCGUCCUCAACCUCGCCUACGAGAAGGCCGUAACGGUGCGCUACACGCUCAACAGCUGGGCCAGCUGCGCCGAGGUGCCCGCUGCCUACCAGGCACCCGGCCCGGCGGACGGCAUCACCGACCGCUUCACCUUCCUCCUGACCCUGGGCGCUGCCGCCGCCGCCGCCGAGGCCGUGCUGGAGUUCGCCGUCCGCUACCGAGUCGCCGGCGCCGAGUACUGGGACAACAACGAGGGCAAGAACUACCGGCUGCGGGGCCGGCAGCGCGGCCCCCCCGCCACCGGCCCGCUGCAGGACCCCGACAGCUCCGCCUGGAUCCACUUCAUCUGAGGCGCGGAGGGAGCGCGCAGCCCCGGGGCCGGCUGGCCGGUCUCGCGGAAGGCUGAGGCACGGCGGGUUCCCGUCACGGGAGCGCUCGGCGCCUCUCCGGCCUGGCCGGCUCUCUGCCCACCCGGGGUCCGCGGCCCAGCGCAGGCGCCGCUUCUCUGUUAGUCACCGGGAGGUACCUUCCUGAAUUCUGUUUACAGACGGGUAAUUUAUAUCCUCUAUCCCGCCAGCAAUGCCGAGGGGAUGAAUGCCCGAGGGGAUGCCCUCCGGGCUGCCGCAGCGGCUCCAGGGGGGAGCCGGUUUCCUCCCUGGUCUCCCGGUGCACCGCGGCUCUCUCCAGAGAGGGGAGGAAGGGCAGUGAGGGCCGCAGGGCACUGACAGAAUUCCCUGGUGAGGACCAGGAUCCGCGGGUACAGGCGCACGCUGCCGGUCAGCACCCGUUGCAGCCCCCUCAGCAGGGUCAGGCUGUGUAACGCGCAGGGCAGUGUCGGAGGGCAUCGCCCAGCCGCUUUCCUUCCCUAAUCCUGCUUAAGCAAAGCCCGGCUCCGGCGGGCGGCUGGAUCCGUGUUCCACUCCGUGACCCACUCGUGUGGGGUGGGCCUGAUAGGGCAGGGUUAAGGGUCAGAUUGCAGUUUUGAACCCAAAGACACAUGAGUACGGAUGCCCCCAGGUCUAGCUAUGUUACAUCAUGCUGUGAAGGUGAUUGAUGGGAUUAAUUAUAGUUUUACUUUUUUUCUUAUUUUGAACCCCGUUUCAUGCAUUUAAACUUAUUUAGAAAAGCAAAAUAACGUCACACACUAACUGAAAUGCAACACACUGAGGGAUUUUAAAAAGCAAGUGUUCUGUUUUAAAAUUCAUAUGGUAUGUUGUCAUAAAGGUUUGUCAGGAUCUGCUUGUUUCAGUAAGAUCGAUUCCAUGAAGGUGCUUGAUCUUGGGACAGUGGGAAGGGUGUGGAAUUGCACCAAAGGAACUAGAGAUUGCAAGAGCUGAAGUCAUAAUUCCAGUCUACAUCCCAAGACUUUCCAUUCUAUUCCUGUUAACAGUUUAGUUGAAUUUCUAGUGCCACGGCAUCAGUGCAGUAGCCUACUUUCUGAAAAACAAAUGCUUGAAAUGUUUCAUAAUAAUUGUAGUAAGUUGCAGAUUUCACAAAACUGCCUAAAUUUAGUCAUUCAAAUGGAGGAAAGCCAUAGCUUGCCAUAUAAAAAAUAUGUCAAUAAAAAUUACAGAGCAUGUUGACUUCUGCCUUCAAAGGUAUAUUUUAAAUUAGCAUUUCAUUAGCAGUAAAUAGUAUUUUCCCUUUUAAACUUGUUUUUUCAGGAGUUUAGCUGAACACAGGUUGUGCUGCUGCCAAAUCUGAGUGCAUGUUUUUGCAGGAGAGGGACCUCUACAAAUACGAUAUCUGAGAGUGGUAAAACCAAUGUCAGAGUGAUCUUCUGAUUAUGAAGGGCUGUCAGAUCAGGCCUUUAAAGUCUUGGAUCUUUUGUAGAUUGUUUAGGAAUUAAAUGUGGUUUUUAACUGCAUUUUUGUGUUCUGCAAAAGGGUUAUGUGUCCCAGACAUCUUGAGUAAUGUCACGUUCUCAUAGAACCUUUUGACUUCAGUGGGAAUUGAGAAGCACUUUUGUCUCCUGAGGGUCUGAUUUAGUCAGGAUAAUUACCCUAAUAAAUUCUGGGGGGAAAAAAGGUCUGGAAACUUGAUGGGAAAAGAGUGUUUCAUUUAAUGUUUCUAAGUUCUGAUUUAAUAGAAAUAAUAGCAAAACUACUUUCUGUGGUAUUAUUAACUUGGUUUAAAAUCCCUAGUCAGUUUUCUAAUCCCAGCUUUUUUAAUAGAGAAUAUAAACCAAAUGUGUGGUAAGCAUCUACUGAGUAUUUAAUAGUUUAGAAUAUUAAGGCCCCUCUCUCAUAAUAAAGUAAUCCUCUAUGUUGCUGGUACACAUUUAUAAAGCUAAAACUGCAGAAUUAGGGUUUCAAAACGUUCAUGAUUAAAGCAUAUUAAGUGGUGUAUUUGAUGAAGAAAGCCAAGUGUCUUUUAGUUAAACCUAUUUUUUUUACAAGAGCCUUAAUACUGGAGAGAAGGAAAAAGACUUGUCUCCAUUUGAAAGCACUUUGAAAUCUGGUGGAAAUAGAGCAUAGCGUCUUUUUAUUUAGUGUUGUAGCUUUCCAAAACAUGUUUUGCUUGGCUAUUCUACCCCAAAAGUUUUACCCCAACACCCAUAGCUGUUAUGCAAAUUGAUGAAAACACUUGGAGAAAUAAAGAGUUUCUAUGCAUUUUAGAUUAAGAUUUAACAAGAUGUCUUUUCUACUGUUUUAAUGGCUUUAGAAAUACAAGUGGUGCUAAAACCAUUUUUAACAGUAACUCUAAUUCUAGAACUUCAAAAUUAUCUUCCAGUGGAUGGCAGUUGUCAUUGUCAGUUUGAUUUGUGCAGCAUCUGCAGGUAUGUAAGCAUUUAAAAAUCUCCUUAUAGCAACUGUGGCUUAAACUCUUUGAAUCUGGAGUACCUACAUGGAUGUACGUGCAUCAAGUACACUAGCAAGUUGUUGAGUUACCCUGCUUUUUAUCAUGGCUUAGGUGAAAUUAAUCUUGGUCUCUGUUGAAAUGUUCGAGGCAGAAUUGAGCUAUGGCUUUGUAAUUCUGUUCAGGGAUUGUUGCUCUAUAAUUUAUUCCCCCUUUUGUUAUACACGGGUCUGAAUAUUAACCAUUUUGAGGAUGCAGAGUACCAGAGCAGCAUUUUGCAAAACAGAGUCUCAAGCAGUUAAGCCUGUCCUCAUCACUAAAUUUUGUGAGUAACAAUAUGGGUUUGAACAUGAUCACAGGUUAUCGAUAUGUGCAAGUCCAGUAAAAGACAUGGCCUCCUGGAAGCAUUUCUAAACACCUGCUUUUUAAAGUCUGGAAAGGUAAGGUGGUGCCUGGUCAGCUUUGACUGGAGAAGGUUGUUAAUGAAGUCUGUGGAAGAAGUUUGCAGUGUUUUAAUAGAAAUUUAUCAGGUAUGUGUCAAAGCUGCCCUGCUUUGAGUACAUAUUUUUCACUUCUAUCAUAUUAAUCUAUUUCCAUUUGAGAUUUAUUCAGAUUUCCAAACACUUAUUCAGUGUUCAGUUGCAAUGACUGUGAUUGUUUUCCCCCCAGCAGAAUGCAUGUACAGUUUCCAGUCCUUUAGACUUCAACCUGAUGUUAUCUAUGUGUGGCUUGCUGGAAGUAUUACGAUCAGUGGAGAUGAAAUAAGAAUUCAAAAGAAUAAUUAUAUAAUAUUUACAUAACUGGUGACUCUGAGGAGGAAAACCUGGAGAGGAUAGUGUUCAAGUUUAUGAGACAGCAAUCAUUUUAACAGGAGCUGGAGCAAACCAACUUUUUAAUAUCACAUUUCUAAAGAAUAUAGUUCCACAAAAUGCACUGUCACAGGCAAAGCAAAAUAUGUGAAAAUUUUCAAGCCAACCUUUUUCUGGAGAAUAUGUCAGCUCUUUUUAUAUGCAUGAAUAGAGCCUGUGCCACCUUCCUUUCCAAGUGAUACUAGAAUGGUUUAGGCAAGGAAAUAAUCCUUAGGUUGUGUACUUCACUUUUAAGUGAGUUAUUCAUUGCUAAUGUCUCUGUGGAUGUAAAAAUGUGUCUGUCAUUAAUUGUGCAAAGUUGUAGCUCUAUGAGAUGUGCCACGGUGUUUUAUGUCCACUAUAAAGAUACUUUAUACAGUGGGUCAAAUUGUACUGUAUGUCUGAUAUACAUUGAUGUUUGCUGCUUCACACCAAAAUUGGUAGAUAUUUUGCAUGGGAUUCUAUGCCUUUCAUGGCAGUAUUUUUGAAUUUUACCUAUAUUGUUAGAAAUCCUAAAAGGAAUCAGAACAAUUAAGUGACUGCAAAUGGAAUUUCAGCUAGCUAAACAUAUUAUUAUUUACUAGCAUAAAAUCAGUAAUUGAAACUGUUGCACUCAUUUUUAAUAAAUGCACAUACUUUCAGGUAAAAUAUAUUUUUGUCAUUUUACCAUUAGCAGGUAACAUUUUGAUGCAGAUAUGUGUGCAAGAAAAUCAGUGCACACUUUUUGUUGUUUCAGCAUAUGUGAAGGAAAAAUGUAUCACUUGAAUGAACAAAUGCCUGUUCAUGCGUACACAUGAUCUCUUUACAGAGACAUGAAAUGCUUUUCCAUAGCAUCAACAGGCAAUCUUCUAAUCGUAUAUUUUAAUGUAACCUACAGAAAUACUUAGAACCUGCUUUUUAACAUAAUAUCAAAUAUAGAUUGAAAUUUUUAUGUGCCUUUCAACAUUUCCUAGGAAGAAAUCUCAUGGGUUCCCUAGUUCUCCAAAAGUCCAAUAAUGUUUUUGUCAUUAAAAUGAAAUUUGUACUAAAAAUAUAAUAAUUCUAAUUCAUGAUACAUUUUCAGCUGUGCCAGAAAUCCUGUAUCUGUAACAGCCAGAAGGAUUUGCUAAUAUUUUCCUAUCUUACAGUGAAAUAAAUUACAGUCAGAAAUCUGUCUUCCUGGUACACCUCUACAGUUAAUGUAGUUAAGUAAAAAAAACCCAAAACUGUGACUAUAGUUAAUAUAACAAAAUAUAUUUAUUGUAUAUAUUAACCUCUUACACAGAUAUUAUGAAUAUAUAUUCUAUCUGAAAUCAGAAGUUCUAGUUUUUUAUGAACUCUGUUUGUGGAGACAUGGACUGUUCAGCUUUUACUGCUAUGUAUCUGAUGCUGCAUAAUGCAUACCAUGAAAACUUUUGGAUGGAUUUAAUCUGUCUGCACGGUUUAUAACAUGAGAUGAAAGUGCUCACUGUAAGGAAUAUCUGAAGAAAAUGGCUUUUACCUUCCAGUUAUACUGCAUGGCUUUUUUGGCAAAUCUCCAUAAACUAAUUCUGUUUCCUGUAUGCACUUCACAUGUACCUAUUCUGAAUGCAAGAAGGGAUUACUUACUGAAAUGAAAAUAUUUUUGAGCACUGAAAUUAAGGUUUUUCGAACAAGUAGUUUAAGGUAGGGAGUAAAUACAGACGUUUGUGCUGUAAAAUACAGAACCCUAGCCUUACGCAGAACUGAUCAGUGUUUUUCUAAAAUGGAAGAUGGUGACAUCUCUAAAAUGAAACAUGUUCAGGGAAACAUACCUGUGUCAAUAGGAAGGUUUUCUCAGGUUCAGCUUAUAUGAGAGAAUUGCCCUAAAAUAGUUAAGUGGUCAGAGUACUUCCUAAAUCAGUGUAUGGACUUGAAUGUAUGUCUUCCAUGAUCAAAAUGAAUACUGAGCUAUAAAACCACGGGCUAUUGGUUUAGCCAAUUUAUAAAUACAUCUGUUAAAUUAUUCUACAGAGAGGAUUUUUGACCCUGGAUUUCAUACAUAUUGUAUAUGAAUAUCCACCUCAUUCAGCUAUCCUGGGUUUUGUUUGGGCUUUCUGUUACUGAAAAAGGUCUGAUUUUAUUUUUAUGUGACAUAGGAAGAUUAUUUUACAUUACAUUUUUAAGGGGAUAAGACAGGAAGACCAUUUUCCUUUCAAUUUUAGUUUUUUAAUAACAACAGCAUGCAGAAUAAAAAUGUGCUUGAAAUAAUAUACACUAGCGAUUCCAAAGAAUAUAGCUAAGACAAAUGGCAAAUGUGAGAUAUGCUUUAAUAAAACAUAUGUGCUUUGAUUUAGUAAGGCAGGGAGAAAAUCCUGGUCUUCAGUGCAAGUGUAUUAAUGCUGGGGAUUUCUUUCUAUGCAAUAUUAUGGUGCACCUGGUUUUUUAGAAAUUAACUUGAUUGGUGUAGUUGAUGUAUUGGUGUGUUGUCUAUAAAAUAUUAUGUUUAAAGUGUCAGUAAGGAAACUGUAUGUCUCAAAUAGUGUUAUAUUGUUAGGCUCUUUCUUGUCCGAUCUGACUUCACUAGAUCAUAAUCAUAGUCCUCUGAAUGACAGUAAGAAGACAAUAUUUCAUAAAAUUGGGUAAUGAAGUCUCACAUGUUAUACUUCACUCUUUAUCACUUCUAGGACAAAAAGUUGUGUUACUGUUGUGAGUUAUAAUUUUUUUUGUAUUUGUGUCUUUAAAAUAAGCCAAAUUGUAUUAUGCUUUUAAACUCAAAAAGCUAAGAUUUGUUUAUAAAGCUGAUGAAAAAUAUUAAAACUAAAGUCAGUUGGGGUUACUUCAAGUCCAGUUUCUAAGCUCUGGUAUAGCAAGCAUACAUGUACAUCUUGCAAUUGGCUUCAUGGAAGUGCACCCUGAUGUGAACUUAAUGCAUUUUAAGGCUGAUACAAAAUGAUCUCUACCUGGGUGCAAAACCUGCCUACAUCUGGACAUGAAUCCGUGUUGUAAUGGGGAAAAAUGACUGCUGUGACAGAAAGUUACUGUUCUUGGAAGGAUUUAAAGAAACCCAUCCCCUCCUUUAUGGUGUUACACAAGCUACUUCUCUCUGUAAGGGAGAUGCUGUCUGUUGAAGACGGUUUUUAUUACUGUUUCUUUGAUUUACCUUGACUUUGUUUAAAAAUGAAAAUUGUUUCUAACUGUGUAUUUAACUGGUAAAUUACUUUUGGUUGUAGUUUCUUCUGCAAUGUUUGUAUUUCACCAAGUAAUGUUUGUUUCUAAUGUUUGUAAAAGUAAUAUCACCAAAAAUUCAACAUCAGUGUUUUAUAAUAUUGCCUUGUAAUUUACCUAGCCUUACAGUAUUUCAGAUGAUUUUCCACCAAAACCGCAUCUAGUCACUGGUUGUCACAAUUAUGAAAAUAUAUAUUUAUAAGCCUGUAGAUUUGAGCUGUCAUUAAAGAUUAAUGAUAAAAAUUGUGA
This is a messenger RNA of Pezoporus occidentalis (night parrot), 8875 nucleotides long. It is a transcript of the gene PPP1R3E, whose product is annotated as protein phosphatase 1 regulatory subunit 3E. Gene Ontology annotation, cellular component: protein phosphatase type 1 complex. The record is from RefSeq and is a predicted model, not a curated record. The transcript has a single exon. Gene Ontology annotation, molecular function: protein phosphatase 1 binding; glycogen binding. NCBI's taxonomy places the organism in Eukaryota, Metazoa, Chordata, Aves, Psittaciformes, Psittacidae. Bases 1208 to 2164 code for a protein of 318 amino acids. Gene Ontology annotation, biological process: regulation of glycogen biosynthetic process.